Oryzias latipes (Japanese medaka) is the source of this 1471-nucleotide messenger RNA. The record is from RefSeq and is a predicted model, not a curated record. NCBI's taxonomy places the organism in Eukaryota, Metazoa, Chordata, Actinopteri, Beloniformes, Adrianichthyidae.
CAUCUAGCCAAGAUGUCGCCGCUCUCAAAGUGUUUGAGGUCAAGCUGGAGAGUUCAUGUCUGUUUUUCACGGCGACAUUCAUCACUCAUAACGCCUCCCAGAGGGCAGCAGGUGGAACAGGUCAGAGCCGGGGUGUGAACUGUCCUUGAUGAUGUUCUGGGCCCUAAAGAUGUUCUGGGCCCUAGUGAUGCAGCAUGUGGAGUAGAUGUCAGUCAGGGUGGGAAGAGGGCGUCCAAUGAUCUCCUGAGUCGUCUCUACGACUCUCUGCAGUCUCUCCUUAUCCGCCACGGUGCAGCUGCAGAACAGUUUGGUUCUGUGAGCAGAUCUGGAUGGAUGAUGGUAGAAGGUCGGCAGCAGGUCGGUGCUGAUGUUGUUCUUCCUGAGGAAGUGCAGACGCUGCUGAGCCUUUUUGCUGUUGGCUGUCCAGGAGAAGUCGGCCGAGAUGAUGAUGCCGGGGAACCUGUUGGUGUGGACCCUCUCCACGUCCUCCCCGUUGAAAUGGAGGGGGGCUGGGUCGGCGCCAUGCUUCCUGAAGUCGACGAUGAUCUCCCUGGUUUUGCUGGUGUUUGUGAGGAAGUUGUUAAUCCAAUUGCAUGGGGGGGGGGGGCAAGAGUAAGCAGUUUGUCGCAAAGUCUGUCCUUGUGUUGAAGGCAGAACUGUAAUCCACAAAGAGCCUCCAGACGUAGCUCCGCUGCUGCUCCAGGUGGUUCAGCGUGGAGUGGACAGCCACGGCUACGGCGUCCUCUGUGGAUCUGUUUUUGCGCUGACUUGAUGGAAAACAUGGAUAAGAGGUCAGCUUGGGACCGCUUCUACACGGAGAGCAGCAGCACGACUUCCUCCUUCAAAAACUUUGAGUGGUUCUUCGGUUUUGACUCUGUUCGGGACUUCCUCAUGCCUCUGUUGCGGUCCAGUUCCCAUCCGGACUCUCCGGUCCAGGUCUUGGAUAUGGGUUGUGGCACGUCUGCAUUGGGGCCCUCCAUCUACAGACACUCUCCCGUCUCCGUCCACGUCACCUGUGCGGACAUCUCACCUGUGGCUGUGCAGCUGAUGCAGGAAAAGACUCGACUAGAAGCGGUCCGGCCCAGCAACCCCUCUUCCCGGCUCCAGUUCGUAGAGCUGGACUGCACGCAGCUGGACAGGCGUUACAGUCCCAACAGUCUGGACCUGAUCGUGGACAAAGGCACCACCGAUGCUCUGUUGAGGUCCAAAGAGGGGAAGGGGAAGGCGGUCCUGGUGCUCCAGCAGUGCUUCAGGGCGCUGCAGGGUUCGGGGUCUCUGCUGCAGUUCUCAGACGAGGAUCCAGACGCCAGACUGUUGUGGCUGGAGUCAGCAGCCCUGCAUCACGAUGUUGGGGUUCAGGAGGUCGGGCAGCUCAGGGGAGUGUGCUACUUCUGCUACCAAGUCACGCCCCGCACUCCUGCAAAGUGUUAACUUGUAGUACAGAUAAAUAAAACUCAAACUUUGUAUUUUC